CUAGAAGGAGCACGACUUCCGGCGUAAGGUGUAGUCGUCGCGUGUCCGAUCAGAUGGCGGCACCGUUGCUUCACACGCGGUUGCCUGGAGAUGCCGCCGCUUCGGCAGCUGCAGUCAAGACGCUGGGCGCGUCGAGGACCGGGCUUUCAGAUAUGCUUGCACUAGAAAAUGAUUUCUUCAAUUCUCCCCCAAGAAAAACUGUUCGGUUUGGUGGAACUGUGACAGAAGUGUUGCUGAAGUACAGAAAGGGGGAAACAAAUGACUUUGAGUUGUUGAAGAACCAGCUGUCAGAUCCAGAGAUAAAGGAUGACCAGAUCAUUAACUGGCUGCUGGAAUUCCGUUCCUCCAUCGUGUACUUGACAAAAGACUUUGAGCAGCUUAUUAAUAUUCUGUUGAGGUUGCGGUGGUUAAAUAGAAGUCAGACAGUGGUGGAGGAGUAUUUAGCUUUCCUUGGUAAUCUUGUAUCAGCACAGACUGUCUUCCUUAGACCAUGUCUCAGCAUGAUUGCUUCUCAUUUUGUACCUCCCCGAGUGGUCACUAAGGAAGGUGACAUAGAUGUUUCGGAUUCUGAUGACGAAGAUGAUAAUCUUCCUGCAAAUUUUGACACAUGUCACAGAGCCUUACAAAUAAUAGCAAGAUAUGUCCCAUCAACACCAUGGUUUCUUAUGCCGAUACUGGUGGAAAAAUUUCCGUUUGUUCGAAAAUCAGAGAGAACAUUGGAGUGUUAUGUUCAUAACUUACUAAGGAUUAGUGUGUAUUUUCCGACCUUGAGACAUGAAAUUCUGGAGCUUGUUAUUGAAAAGCUGCUCAAGUUGGACGUGAAUGCAUCCCGGCAGGAUAUUGAAGAUGCUGAGGAAACAGCAACUCAGACUAGUAGUGGAACAGAUGCCACAGAAGGGCUCUUUAAUAUGGACGAAGAUGAAGAAACUGACCGUGAAACAAAGGCCGAUCCAGGAAUGCUUGAUCAGAUGGUCCAUCCUGUAGCUGAACGCCUGGACAUCCUGCUGUCUUUACUUUUGUCCUACAUUAAGGAUGUCUGCUAUGUAGAUGGUAAGCUUGAUAACAACAAAACAAAGGAUUUAUAUCGAGAUCUCAUAACCAUCUUUGACAAACUCCUGUUGCCCACCCAUGCCUCUUGCCAUGUGCAGUUUUUCAUGUUUUACCUCUGUAGCUUUAAAUUGGGAUUUGCAGAAGCAUUUUUGGAACAUCUGUGGAAAAAAUUGCAGGAUCCAAAUAAUCCUGCUAUCAUCAGGCAAGCUGCUGCAAAUUAUAUUGGAAGCUUUUUGGCAAGAGCUAAAUUUGUUCCUCUUAUUACUGUAAAAUCAUGCCUCGAUCUUUUGGUUAAGUGGCUGCACGUAUACCUUACUAACCAGGAUUCAGGAACAAAGGCAUUUUGUGAUGUUGCUCUCCACGGACCAUUUUAUUCAGCCUGCCAAGCUGUGUUCUACACUUUUGUUUUUAGACACAGGCAGCUUUUAAGUGGAAACCUGAAGGAAGGUUUGAGGUACCUUCAAAGUCUAAAUUUUGAACGGAUAGUGAUGAGUCAGCUAAAUCCUCUGAAGAUUUGCCUGCCCUCGGUAGUUAACUUUUUUGCUGCAAUCACAAACAAAUACCAGCUUGUUUUCUGCUACACCCUCAUUGAGAGGAACAACCGCCAGAUGCUGCCAGUUAUCAGAAACACUGCUGGGGGGGACUCAGUGCAAACCUGCACGAACCCACUUGACACUUUCUUCCCCUUCGAUCCUUGUGUACUGAAGAGGCCCAGUGUGGAGAAGCCUGUUCAAGGCUGCUGAGGGUCGUGGCACAGGAGGGCUUGCAGGUCUCUCCCUCAGUAGGAGCCCAGAUUGACACCAAGAGGUUUUUGCUUUUCUUGAAACCUGUUGGUUUAAAAAUACAAGAGGCUGGGGAUAGAGGUACCUGGAUAGGGAGGAUGCUGCCUUUUCUUGGGUCAUAAAUUUCUGCCAAAUGACUUGUUCCUUCUUCUAGAGACCACAUCCCAUACUGUUGCACAGGAUAAGCAAAUGCCAAGUGAUUUAUCUGGAUGGGUAGUUCUGGAAAACCCCCAGGCCAGUCUUAACUUCAAAUGUAUAUAUAUAUAAGGAAGCAGGAUUUCUGCUUAUGACAGUUUGUAACUAACAACACAAUGAUUUGGGAUUAUCUGGUCCCCCAAGUCUUGGUUGACUGAAACCAGAUUGGUCUUUUUACCCAGAUUUAUUUUUAGUAAAUGACUAUAGGAAUAUUAAAAAGGAAUUUCCAGAAUAAUAUAAUUUCACCUUCAUUUGGACAUAUUAUAAUUCACCGUUAAUCUUUGCAAAGUUGAGAAGUAAUUUCACUUGAAAAUGAAAAGUUGAGAAACAGUAGGUGUAAUACUCCAUCUACGUGAGUGGAUGAACUCUUACAAAGAAGGAGCCCCGUUAGUUACAGAACCUACAUAGGAUAUUUUUGGACACCAUUAUUAUUUGAGCGAUAGUUUUUACUUCUUCAUUUUGGGUAAUGGGUCUUGUGAGAAAAGAGUUAAAUAUGUGGUGACCUUUGCUGUAGUAUUUAAUUUGAUUUUGAAAC
Delphinapterus leucas (beluga whale) is the source of this 2562-nucleotide messenger RNA. Lineage: Eukaryota; Metazoa; Chordata; Mammalia; Artiodactyla; Monodontidae. The record is from RefSeq and is a predicted model, not a curated record.